AUUGCCUACUGUAUUUCGAACUCAUUUUUUUGGUGUGGCAGUUCCCUAAGUGGAAAUUUUUACGUACCUACGCGUUUCCCCUAUCGGUAAUGGCAAUCGGGAAGUGUAAUGAAAGUAUUAUUUUCUUGUAUCGGAAAGGUUCUUCAUAAAGCAGUACACUCUCAAUUGCAAGUUAUCAAUUACUUAAGUACUCAUAUGAUGGCACCGGUAUACAAGCUGACAUAUUUCGAGUCGAAAGCAUUGGGCGAACCGAUCCGUUUCCUUUUGAGCUAUGGUAACAUCGAAUUUGAAGAUUUCCGCAUAGACUAUGACGGUCCCGAAUGGCAAAAGAUUAAACCGACAAUGCCCUUCGGCGAAACUCCGGUGCUGGAAUUUAACGGCGUUACGGCACAUCAGAGCGUCGCCAUCUGUCGUUACUUGGCAAAACAAGUCAAACUGGCGGGAACCAACGAUCUUGAGGACUUGGAGAUCGACACGAUAGUCGAUACCGUUGUCGAUUUGAGAUUAAGAAUAGACGAGUAUUACUACGAGGAGGAUGCGGAGGCUAAAGAGAAGCGUAAAAAACCGCUCUUUGAGGAGACCCUCCCGUUCUAUAUGGAACGUAUCGAGGCUAUCGUUAAGAAAAACAACGGACAUCUUGCGGUAGGCAAGCUCACUUGGGCAGAUCUGCAUUUUGUUGGCGUUCUGGAUUACUUAAACUACAUGAUUGGAAAGAACCUAAUAGCGGAUUAUCCAAGCCUUCAGGCCAUGGAAAAGAACGUUUUGAAUCUACCCGGAAUUAAGGAGUGGGUAGCUAAGCGCCCAGUUACAAUUAAUUAAGCUUCUGAAGUCGUGUAUUCAUGAUCAUUAAAAAUAUGUGAACCAUGUA
Photinus pyralis (common eastern firefly) is the source of this 868-nucleotide messenger RNA. Its product is annotated as glutathione S-transferase-like. The record is from RefSeq and is a predicted model, not a curated record. Gene Ontology annotation, biological process: glutathione metabolic process. Gene Ontology annotation, molecular function: glutathione transferase activity. Lineage: Eukaryota; Metazoa; Arthropoda; Insecta; Coleoptera; Lampyridae. The transcript is spliced from 4 exons. Bases 109 to 819 code for a protein of 236 amino acids.